Messenger RNA from Micropterus dolomieu (smallmouth bass), 4301 nucleotides. RefSeq names its product adhesion G protein-coupled receptor D2 (gene adgrd2). Gene Ontology annotation, cellular component: membrane. Gene Ontology annotation, molecular function: G protein-coupled receptor activity. Bases 1 to 3336 code for a protein of 1111 amino acids. The record is from RefSeq and is a predicted model, not a curated record. Gene Ontology annotation, biological process: cell surface receptor signaling pathway; adenylate cyclase-activating G protein-coupled receptor signaling pathway. Lineage: Eukaryota; Metazoa; Chordata; Actinopteri; Centrarchiformes; Centrarchidae. The transcript has 25 exons.
AUGGGUGGGUGGGGGUCUGAAGGGAAGCAGGAGGCAGGAGACAGACUGAGACUCUUGGACAGACGCACUGGGAUUGCUGGCUCUCUCCCAGUCAGGACACCAGACACUCUGCUGGAUAUGCUGGAUAUUGAAGCCGAGAUACUGGAUGAGGAGUCUGCACCAGAUUUGGGUUUGAACGUGUUAUGUGACAGUGAGCCAACACAUGCUGUGCCAGACAGAGUGGGGGACUCACAUGAACAACCCAGACUAGUCCAUCUAACUUCUCACUGGGCUCUCCAGUUGGUCAAUGACUCGCUUGCUUUCUCCAGGGCUGACAGCUUCUGUAGAGGCCAGCUCAGCUCACUUGCCUCUCUCGACCAGUCAGAGGAACGGGAAGGAGCCUUGGAGCUUCUUCAGCAGACUGGACUUCACUCCCCUAUCUGGGUCAGGGAUCCCAGCAAAGCAGCCUCCCAACCUGUGGCCCUCUCCAAACAAUAUUUACACUUCUCAGCUCUAUACUUCCCAAAGGAAUCCCGGGAGGGCUUUGCCCGUGUCAUCAUGCCCUUUCCAGCCCUGUCUUCUGUCAGUGUGUGUGUUCGUGUUCAGUGGAACCAAGAGUGGAAUGAGGUGUCCACCAUCUUCUCCUACGCAGCACCUGUCUUUACUAAUGAGUUCCAGUUAAGAGGACAAGUGGACAUGCAGGGACGCAUCCUCCUGGCAACCAUCAUCCACGGGAAGCACCUGCCAUAUAAGGCGUCCUUUCCCAACGAUGGAGCUUGGCAUCACAUCUGUGUCACGUGGCGCAGGAACGGUGGCCACUGGGCUAUCUAUGUGGAUGGGGACAGGAAGGACAUGGGCUCUGGCACAGAUAUUUCAAGAGAUAUCUACGGGGAUGGGAUACUCAUUCUGGGUCAGGACCAAGAUUCAUUUGGAGGGAAUUUCACAGAGCCCUUUUUUGGAAAUAUCACUGACCUAAAUGUUUGGAAUAUUUCUCUGGAAACAAGACAUAUCCUUGCCCUCAAUGCAUGUACACCCAUGACCCAGGAAGUGUUUUUCAGUUGGAACCUUGACCACCUAAGCAGCCAUUCAGUGGUCAAAGAGGUGCAAGUCCUUCUGUUUUGCCCAGCAAUGCACCAGCAGAUGGAGGUGCAGGGCUGCAGGACACUGCAGGGUUGGUCAGACCAGCUCCCACUGUUCAACCUGACGGACUGUUCCCAUCCACUGCCAUUCAUCUGCAGCAGCAGCAGAGAGCGUUACCUGAAGAUGAAGCAGAUAAGUGAUUCUCAGAACUCUCACCCCACUGCCUUUAUGAGCCAUAUGAUGAAGCUCUCCAACAAAACCCAGGCAGUGCUGGGCCAGCAGCCAUCGCGGCUAGGCAACCUGGCCCAGGCGUCUGCCCUGCUGGACAUCUCUGUCCAGGCCCUGGAGGACACCCAGCAAGAGGGACUGCAGCCAACAGACAUGGUGUCCCUCAUCCAGCUGCUGUCUCUGGCUGCUGACGUCCCAACACAGCCGUUCGCCGAUGCCGCCAACCACAGCCAGGACAACAUCCAGGAGUUCAGCCAGCUCUUCGUUAGUGUGGCCGACAGCGUCAUCAGUGAAGACAAUGCCCUCAAGUGGCAGGCCAUCAAAGAGGUGGUGAACGGCCCCAUGGAUGUGGUCAAGAGUAUUGACUGUAUGCUGACCAGCCUGAGCCCUCGCUUGAUGGCUGAGACUGAUCACCUGACCAUUCACAGCCCAAACAUCAAACUGGAGGUGCAGCAGCAGAGGCUGCAGGACGGAUCCAGAGGAUCGAGCUUCUGUGGACCUGAGACAGAGAAACACACAAACCUGGACUGUAUUUCAGUCCCACAUCAGAAGAUACAGGAUCUCCACAACAACGGCUUCCAUAAGCUCACGUUGGUCAACACAUGGUACGGCUCUCUGCGGCCUCUUUUCAAUCCUGAGAACAACAUCUCCAUGGUUCCUACUGUCACCGAUGGAAGCCAGAGGUAUUUGGGCACUGUCCUGGGCUCUUCUGUCAUAUCCACCACAGUGCUGGCAGACGACCAGACGGUUAGCACAGCAGUUCGCUUCAAGCUCCAGCACAAAGUACAGAAUCCCACUGGCACUGUGUAUGAUCCAGUGUGUGCCUUCUGGGAUUUUGAUCUCAAUCUGGAAGCUGGAGGGUGGUGGAAUACCAAAGGCUGUGAGGUAGUGUCCAAACAAUAUGGAUACACUGUGUGCUACUGCAACCACACCACCAAUUUUGCGUUGCUGCUGCAGGUUUAUGAAGCCCAGAGGAGCCUGGAGAACGAAAAAGCUUUGCAGGUGCUGACGUUCAUUGGCUGUGGAGUGUCUCUGUGUGGCCUCCUCUUCACCUUCAUCCUCUUCAUCGCUGUGGGUGUUCCUAAAUCAGACCGUACCACCGUCCAUAAGAACCUGAUUGUUGCUCUGAGCAUCGCCGAGCUGCUGUUGAUGUGCAGUGACUGGGCAUCUGCAAAUGAGGCAGCAUGCUUCGUGGUGACUGCACUACUCCACCUCUUCUUCAUGGCCUCCUUCGCCUGGAUGCUGGUGGAGGGUCUGCUGCUCUGGAGCAAAGUGGUGUCGGUCAACAUCAGCGAGGACCGCAGGAUGAAGCUCUACUACAUCAUUGGCUGGGGACUACCUGUUCUAAUUGUUGGUGUAACACUGGCAGUAUCAGUGGACAAGUACAAGGCAGAUAACCACUGCUGGCUCAAUGUGAAGACUGACACCAUCUGGGCCUUUGUGGGACCUGUUAUAUUUGUCUUGGCGGUCAAUGCAGUUGUGCUGUGUCGGGUUGUCAUGGUGACAGUUUCCAGUGCUCGCCGUCGUGCUAAGAUGCUCAGUCCAAGCUCAGCAUCAAAGAUGCAGACCUUUGACCUCACUUGGGCUGUGACCCGUCCAGUUCUCAUCCUGCUGCCAGUGUUGGGUCUGACCUGGUUGUGCGGAGUGCUGGUCCAUCUGUCUGUAGUAGUCGCCUAUGUCUUCAUCAUUCUCAAUGCCUUCCAGGGCUUGUAUAUCUUCUUAGUGUAUGCUGUGUACAACAGUGAGGUGAGGAAUGCCAUAAAGAGGAUCAAAGAAAAGAGGAAGGCCUUAUCUUUCACGAACUGUUCCCAGCCAACCAGCUUCCUACCUUCCCAGAGGGCCCCAAUUACCUCCUGGGGGCGUAGUCCACCUACUGCCUCCAGCCCUGAGACCAGUGAGACCUCUGGACCCCCCAGCUCCACUUCAACAUCAUUGGUCAUCAAGAACGAGAGCUUCAGAAAGGAGAGCUUUGUGAAUUUCUCUAUAAAACCAGCAUCAGGAAAUCAAGUGGUGCAGCUGAUUGGGUUCAAGCCAUCAGCUCUGCAAUAGAAAUUCAAGCUUACCAGGAAGAACAAGGCUCCAACAUGGCAAUAUGGUGUGUUAUAUAGUUAGUAAACAUUUUCAGCAUGGACCACUGUGUUUGAUAAUGGCUUGCUAGAAAGUGUGUUACUGUUGUAAAUAGAUGAUUACAAUAAAGAAUGAAAAGACUGUACCAUUGCAGCUUACUAUGGAGCUGUAAAGCACCACCAGAUAGAUGCUGUGAGUUUAAAACAGAUAUUCUUAACGCUUUAGAAACAGGAGGUGCAUGUUCUGUUCAGUACCUAAUGACUCUAAUCGCUCUUAAACCUAUCUACAGUAUUUACUCUCAAAUUACUGUUGGCUUCAGACACUGCACGUUGUCUUUUUUCUCGUUGUUCUGUAGCAGCAGCCAUUUUAACUCCUAUCCUACCAGCUUAAACUGUUCCAAUCUGUUUGUGGAGAGCAGACCAGGAAUCAUGUUUUGACUGAUAUUAUAUUUUUAAAUAAGAAUCACAAUUCUUGAUGUUAGCUGCUACGGUCUAAAAUGUGUUCUCUCUGUUGUGUUGUUAGACAUCAUGGUGUAUUGUUCAACAUGAUCUGCCUGUUCUACAUUUCCACAUUUUUGUAGAUGGACAUUUGAGGAACAAAUCAAUUUUCCUCUGAAGAUACUUUAAUGGCAAAAUUACAAUUGUCACAGUAAGAUUGAUGUCUAUUUUAGAGAUAUUGAAUGACGACUUUCCAGGAAUGAUUUGUUUCUAAAACUGAUGUUUAAUGUUUUAGACUAUUGCUGAAUGUUUGCUGUGUGUUUCUAGACAGAAGUGUUAAGUCAGACACUGCUGUGACUGCUGUGUUGAAUCUAUAUAUGAGCUCUGUAUCAUUUGUGCAAAACUGAUGAAUCUUAUGCAAUAAUAGCCGACAAACAAGUGGAGCUUUACUUCACUGAAUUUUAUUGGUUUGAUGCUAUUACAAUAAAAUAUAUUUCAAGAAAACAAAAA